Molecule: messenger RNA, 422 nt
Organism: Drosophila elegans
Lineage: Eukaryota; Metazoa; Arthropoda; Insecta; Diptera; Drosophilidae
Exons: 2
Coding region: 19-273 (84 amino acids)
Source: RefSeq, a predicted model, not a curated record
GAAUACUUUCAAGCCAAAAUGAAGAUUUCCAUAGCCGUUCUGGUACUUUUUGUGGCCAUCUUCUUCAGUUACCAAACACCUUCAAUGGCAUUGCUCUCCGCAUUUUCGACACCCACUGUCUGCAAAUUGUUUCCCAAUUUGCCGUUUUGCAAUAAUCCUCCAUCCCAGGAUAAUGGAUCAAGUGGAUCAACAGCAUCCACCGAAUCAAGUGCAGGCAGUGGACCUACAACUGCGGAUACUUUAAAACCGAGUAAUGAAACAGUCCCUAAUUGAUUUCCAACCAUGGACUUAUAAAACGUGGCUUUUACUGAAAUUGUGCAAUUUAUCUAUUUGUUUUUAAAUUCUGGUAUGUCAAUUCCUUAAAUAAAUAACCCACGAGCAUUGCAAAAAAUUUGAUUUAUAGUCAUGGAAAUUCAAUUGAA